AUGUCCUUGAUGGUUCUAUUGGCGGAGACAUCCCACCGUAUCUUGCCACUUUUUACUCCCAGUUGCAACUGCUGCAUUGGCUCUGCAGACUUGUUAGAGAUGAAAAAUGCAACACAUGGGUUCAACCGGUCAAGCAUUUUCUUAUGGAUAUUUCCUGGGAAAUAAAGUCGAAACAAAAUGAUCGUUUCAUCGACAAACCACAAGCGU
This is a messenger RNA of Botrytis fragariae, 207 nucleotides long. RefSeq lists its product as uncharacterized. The record is from RefSeq and is a predicted model, not a curated record. Bases 1 to 165 code for a protein of 54 amino acids. Lineage: Eukaryota; Fungi; Ascomycota; Leotiomycetes; Helotiales; Sclerotiniaceae. The transcript is spliced from 2 exons.